AUGAUACGAGCACGCAGAAGCAUGUUGGCAGGCUGUUUGUGGUGGCUCUUUGCUUCGUGGGUGCACACUCUGGCUGAUGGAAGAAACUUCAGUCAACCUUACAAGGAGCUGCCAGCAUGCCAGCCAGGUUUCUACUGCCCGCAAGGCAACUUUAGCACUGUCCCCUGCCCGAAGGGGACAUAUGGACCGACCAUUGGAGCUGUGUCCAUAGACAGCUGUCUGAAGUGUCCUCCCCAACACUACUGUCCUCGUCCUGGGCUGUUUGCCCCCUUGCCUUGUGGUCCGGUAGCUCAGCAGCCUCUUUCUGGCCAAGACACAUGUACCUGCUCGGGAGAAGGGCAGAUUUUUCAGACCAGUGAUGGGCGCUGCCACUGUACUAUCGGCUAUGAAGUGACCAGCAACGGAGACCUUUGUGUGCAACAGCUGUACAGCGUCUGCAGAGAUGGGAAAUCUCGGACGCAAUAUGGAGACUGCUUUGACAAAUAUCAGUGGUCGCUUCACUGCAGACGGGAGGUGUGCCAAACUGAGGAGGAUUACCGUGGCUAUGACAGGCAGCUGGGUCUUUGUGUUUGUAGAGAAACCUCUGGCAGAGCUGCAUGCAGCGGACUGUGCAGGGGAAAGCCAGCUGCUGAACUUAAACUCCACUGCCAUUCAGAUGGAGAUAUGGAACUUGUGUGGAGCUAUAACGCGAAGGUUUUGGGUGUCUCAGGCAGUGUGCUGGAGAUGAUUUUUAAACAGUGGGACUCCCAGGGGAAUCUGCAGUGCAACAGCCAUCUCAGCUCCUCACGUCCUGUCUACAUUGUUCAAACAACAGAGGCAGGAUUCUUUGGCCUCCUCAGUGGUCUCCCAGAGGAGCUUCAGCGACUGUUUCCUGACAGCACACAGUGGGACUCACAGAGCUCAGCUGACGGAGAUUAUGAUUCCUCGCUUGAGGUUACCAGUCUUGGACAAAUCAGUCAUAGAGAGGGAGAAAUAGAUUCAGGAAAGUGGAAAGAAGAUGAGAGUGAUAUUGUGGAAAAAGUGAAAUUAUCCAAAGUAUCUGGAGUUCUGAACCCAACAACAUGCUUACAUCAGGGUGAUAUUUUACUGUUCACCGUUGACACUCAUCACUACCCACAGUAUGACAUGAAAAACUUGUAUAACACAAACAGAGACUUUGACUGGGGUGUUUUCAGACUGCUUAAAGAAGAGAUGACGCUGUCCUGGGCUCCUCCCAGCUUCUUCUCGGUCGUCUUUAGUCAGCCUGGAGUUUACGUUUUUACACUGAGCAGCCAUCCACACAAACACAUGUAUGUGCGAGUGAUGCCUGCAGGUGGCCAGUGUUAUGAGUCAGGUCCCUUCUUCCCCGCCCUUCCACGUCAUGUGACCAGGAUGGGAAUCAGCAGGAGACGAGACCUUUUACUCCGUCCAGACUGGCUGGUGACUGGAGGACUACUUUUUGGGGCUGUGGUCAUCCUCUGUUUAUGUGUUACACUGCUGGUUAGUGUACACAAACUGCCACAAGAUGCUAAAAACACAUUUACAAUCCUUAUUCGUGAGUAUGGAUGGCCGGAAAAAGAGACCAUCAAAAGGCAAUAUCGCCUACGGCAGUUGGCAUAUAAAAUGGAUGACUAUGCAUCAAAAGGCUCGAGGGUGAUCUCCCUUAGGAAGACUCACCGCAAACAAAAAGCUGGAAUGGCACAAGACUUUGUUGAGCCAGCCUACGCGGGGAUUUCAGAGGAGUUUUGGGAUUAUGAACAACAAGUGGAUCUGGAGGCAUUUAACAGCAACACCUUCUACACCAUCCUGCUCAAACAAAGCCUGGCUGUCACUACACGUCUGGGGCAGCUCACCACCGAGGUAAAGGAGCUAUAUCAGGGAGUGCUUGGAAAAUUGAAGCUACUCCACCCACGCAUGAUUCCUGAGGAGAGAGUGGGGGACGGUUAUGAGAGGAUAAGGAGGGAGAUGGAGAGAGAGGUGGCACGACGAAAGACUUUAGCUUCCCAGAUGAGGACUCUGCUGGAGAGUCAGUUGCAGCUUUUGAAGAGUGAGCAGCAGGCCAAGCUGAGGGUCUACAGCACAUUCAUGUCUCAGCUCAGAGAGUGCACAAGGAUCUUGUCCAAAGUUUGCAGCCCUCAGCCCUCCUUUGAGACGCAGCACCAAAUUGUGACUGAGAAGUUAAUGUCCGUCAUGGAAGACAUGGGGGAACUUUUGUCUGCAGAAUGCCAUCGCCAGGGUGCGUGGGGGUUGUUGGGGGAGGGCACAGGGGCCAAGCUGCUCUGCCCUGACUCUGGAACUGUUCUGACCAAAGAUGACAUCUUUAGUCCUGAUGGAUCUUUGUGUCUGUCGCGGGUUGUCCACUGUGAUUCUGUCACAGGCCUUGUACACCCCAACGCUCACAGCCACAUGCUGCUGAGCAGCGGCCAUUCCAUGGCAGUGCCACCGGAUUUCUUCGUCCACCCUCAGACUGGCAGAGUUAUGCCAAUUGCUGGCAAUGUGGCCUUUGAUCCUACCAGCUCCACGUUAGUGCCCACCACAGACCUUUGCUCAGGUGACAACAGAAAGUGGGACAGUCCCCUCCUUCCUUUCAUUCCUUACCCAACCAUUUGCCACUCUGAGCAGCCUCUGCCCAAAAUGAGACUCAAAGGCCUCAGACUGGGUCAGAGGCUCCAGUUGGGUGCUGCUAUGACAGACCCAGACACAGGAGUGCCAGUCCCCAUUCUGGCAGUAACCAUCCAUCCACAAACUGGAUUAGUGUACCCUCUUGGCAGACUGCAUGUCUGCCCACUCACCCGCCUGCCUCAGCCCAUACAGAUUGGUUAUCCCAUACUGGAUUCGAGGACGGGGAACAUUGUGCUCACUGUCGGGGUCAGUUUAGAUCCUGUAACAGGAGAUGUGCUGCCAGUAGGUGGAGUUUUGCUUGCUGAAUCCUUCAUUGAACCACUGAGUGGGCGUAUGAUGAAGGUGGGAGGGGCCAGCCUCAGGGCCGGACAUCCAGUGCCAAAUGCAGGAGGAUAUCAAAUUUUGCUCGAUAGCAAGGUCCUGGCUGCGAUGCUAAAGGUUUUGGAUCUUUUGAAGUCUUUAACUGAGGAGUGUGGCUCAGAUCCAACAUUCCAACAUCUGCAGCCCAAUUCAAAUAAUGAGAACGCAAUUAAUCAACAAGAUCAUCUUCUUGCUGGCACCAAGGAUCUUGAGGAUGCAUGGGGAAGGAGUCUGCACUGCCAGCUGCAGCUGCAGACUAGACUGGAGAUGUUGCUGGACUGGGCUGUUGGUGUCCAGCAGGAUGGGGGGACUCUGGGAGAGAUGCCUCUGCCAGGUUCAGACACUUGUGUACCAGCACUGCUGGGGAUGGACUACCCUGACCCAAUGGGAUCUGGCCUGGUGCCGAUCCGUUAUGGCUCUCAGACCUUGGAUCCAGUGACUGGGCUAUUGGCUCCUGUGGUUGGAGCAAGGCUGGAUGUGUCUAAGAAAACAAUUGUGGCCGUCACAGCUUCAUACUGGCUUAUGAUGGCUGAACAAAGUGAAAGUUUGCAGGUAGAAGCGCUGCAAAGUGAGAUAUGUGUGAGGAAUUCCUACUGGCAGCAGCAAAAGCAGCGCGAGGAAGAUAUUCUGACUGAUCUGGACUCAGCUGUAUUCCAGUGCCUCUUUAGAGCCACUAACACAAACUCUUAUCAGAUUCAGUGGUCAGCGAGACAACUGAGGGAAGCAAGUGUGGAACUGCAAGAUGCAGCACAGGCUGAGGCCCAGAGGAGAGCAGCUCAGCGCUCCUACUUGGCCAUGAUCCUUCCCUCACAUGUGCUACACAUCCUCACAUUGGGUGAUGAGGAGGAAUGGGACCAGCAAUGUAUUUGGCAGUCAACACUCAUGUCUGGCUUUGAUAAGGUGAAUGUGUGUAUGGAUCAGCUGGAGGACGACAAAGAGAGCUGGACAACACAGACAGAAGAGUGGUGUUCAAAACUACAUGCAACGGAAAAGGAGCUGAGACAGAGAGAGUUUUGGGAGCAGUGUUGUUCCGCACAGACAGAGUUGGACGCUGCUCUCAGUGCGCUUCAUUUUGUCAGAGUGCUUUCUCAACUGCGUGCUGACACUGCCCAGGCGGUUCUUUGUUGGAACUUUUGGUUCAAAGAGUAUGGCCUGGUCCAGCACAGAGGUCAGGGACUAAAUAAGAAGGUGAUGGGUGUGCUCCAACAGAGAGCUUUGCCUCUGCUUGAGAAACUGAACCAUCUACUGGAGGAAAAACAGCCAGCCAGCUCCUUUCCCAGCACCUGCACGCAGCACACGAAGCAGGCCUAUGGUUUGGAGAUACCUUCCAGAGUCUGGACAGCCUCUGUACCUGUGGUGAAAGGAAUAUCUACCCAGUCUUUGAGGGAGCCUGUAAAUAUUACUCAGUCCCAGGGCACUGGCCUUCAAGACAGUGUGGCAUUGACACACAAUUUACAAAGACACACUGCAUCAUCUGGGAUUCAUUCUCACGAAAGCCAGCAGAUGAAGGAAUCUGUCCAGUGUACACAUAUUGCCGUACCCACAAUCGCAGAGGAGCAGUGGGCAAGGCUGUUAGAGCUCUCUCCUUUGUUCCAGCUUUUGAAGGGGUUGGAGCUACAGCUGAAGGGCUGGGCUAAAAGGACGUGUUUAAUCAGAGGAGAUUUCCCUGAAAGUGACAAAGGGUUUAUAGAUAUCCUUGAUGCCCAGUGGGGAUGUGAGGGAGAGCUGACCCCCCUGGACUUGUCUGUCCUCAACCCCCGGGAGUUCCUGGUCUACCAACAUGGAUUAUUUCUCAUGCGCACACUGCAUGACUUAAACCUGGAGGCAGAGGAGACUCUCUUUGUCCGGCGCCAGAGGCUCCAGUCUGUUGGAGGCUUCUCCCUCAUGCUGCUUCACUGUCUAUCCCACAUCAAAGUUAAAAACAUGAGCUCUGACUCCAGUCCUGCUUUCCAGAGGAUUUUCUUUAAGGUACAAAUAACACUCAGUAUAUGGAUGGAUGUACAUAUAAGAGGUGUUUCAUUGGUUAUUUUUACAAACUCAAAUAGUGUUUUCAAUGGAAAAUUGUCAGUCUAUGUGGUGUUUAUUAAGAUUCUGCUCAAUUUUGUGUCACAGGCUCUACAGGAGUGCCUGGGAGAGCUGUUUUAUGCCAGAUUGGUCUUGCCACCCUCAAAUGAGGACGCAGAUUUGCAUGUUAACUUUUAUGAGCAAGAGGCCUUUCUUGGGGACAGAAACGAGGCUUUGCUAGGCUCACAUGCUGCCUCCCUGCUUCACAGGCUUCACAAACCAAGUAAAAGACUGCUGUCUGAAGAUAAGCACGAAAUUGAGCAACUGCAACAAAGACACAGAGAGACAUCGCUGUUCUCCCAGCUUGAGGGGCUUUUGAAAGAGAAGAGUUCUGCGAUUGCAGAGAAAGGAGAGGACCAGAUGGGGUGA
Molecule: messenger RNA, 5394 nt
Organism: Menidia menidia (Atlantic silverside)
Lineage: Eukaryota; Metazoa; Chordata; Actinopteri; Atheriniformes; Atherinopsidae
Source: the annotation of a GenBank genome assembly